This is a messenger RNA of Paramecium pentaurelia, 599 nucleotides long. Lineage: Eukaryota; Ciliophora; Oligohymenophorea; Peniculida; Parameciidae. The record is from the annotation of a GenBank genome assembly.
AUGAAAUCUCUUCGCUAUCUUAGCAAUAUAAUAUAAAGGAAGGAUUCCAAAUAUAUAUUAUAUUCUUAUAUUUGCUAAUGGAAUUAAAUAAAACUUUAAAUUAAAAUCACUCUUGAAGGAUAUUAUAUAAUUUUAAUCAAGAUUAAGAAGUCUAAAAAAAAAUUAUUUUUCUAGAUCUUUAUUAUGAAUUAUUCUGCGAUCAACAAUAAGUCUAAAAAAUGGUUACAAAUAAUAUGGUAUAGUCUCAUCUUCAAAAAUAUUUUAGUAUUCACAAUAAAACUGUUCAAAAUGCUUGUAAUUAAGUGUAAAUUUCAAACCCUCACUCUAUGAAUUAGUUUUAUUAAAUCGUUAUGAGACCUAGCAUUACUCAAACAUUGAAUGAUUUAAGACCUUAAAUACUAUAUACAGAACCAUUAGAAAUUGUAUUUUAAUAGGAGUAUUUGAAUAAGUUUCUCUCACUAUAAUAGUAGUCCAAAAUUAUGAAAAACGACUUAGAAAUUCAACAGAAGGAGCUUAAAUAUUAAUAAGAUUUGAUUACUCGCCGAAUCUAAAAGUCAAGUAGUGAAAUUAUGAGGAUUAAUUAGGUAUUAUAAUAAUGA